UAUCUCUCUAAGGGUCGUCUAAGUUAUAAAAAUUGACAUUUCAUGUCAUGUAUUCAAACAUCUCAGGCUUUUAUCUUCUUCUUCUUCUUUGAUUAUCAGAUAAGAAGAAAAAACCUAUUAAAUGCCUUGAAUAGCUACUUAAUAUUUACAUGGCACCACCACUGGUUUCUCUCAGGGUAGUACUCCUUUAUCUUAGAGUUUUGACUGUGGCUUUCCUCGUUAUAACUGUCAUCAUCCUCAGCACCAACAGCGUCACCAUUGUAUCUCAAGGAAACUCAAUGAAAUUUCAUUUCAAAGAUGUUUAUGCCUAUAGAUACAUGUUUUCAGCCGCCAUCAUCGGAUUGUUUUACGCUGUCAUACAACUAUUCUUCACAAUCUCUGAACUUGCCACCAGAACGAAAAACCCUUUCAAUUAUCAACUGGAUUUUUAUGGUGACAAGAUAAUAUCAUAUCUAGUGGCAACUGGUUCGGCUGCGGGAUUUGGAGUGACCAAAGAUUUAAAAGAUACAUUUCUAGCAUUAGUCGUAUUAGAUUCGACUGAUCCCGUAGAUAAGCUCUUCAGUAGAGGAUACGCAUCGGCUAAAAAUAAGAAACUAUCAAAACACCAAAGCCCAUAACCAUGGAUUUGAGAUUUGGUGGGAUAGCAGUUGGGUUACCAAGAUCAGCACCCUUACUAAGCCCAUAUUAUAACUCUCACCUUUUAGCAAAGGUCCGUACGAACGGAGAGUUGGAAGACCCAAUGGAUUCUACAUACGAAUAUCUGCGGGUUGGGAGGCACAAAGAGUGGACUUGUGAACGGUUGGUC
Raphanus sativus (radish) is the source of this 805-nucleotide messenger RNA. RefSeq names its product CASP-like protein 4D2. The record is from RefSeq and is a predicted model, not a curated record. Bases 150 to 617 code for a protein of 155 amino acids. The transcript has 5 exons. NCBI's taxonomy places the organism in Eukaryota, Viridiplantae, Streptophyta, Magnoliopsida, Brassicales, Brassicaceae.